This is a messenger RNA of Aureobasidium subglaciale EXF-2481, 1854 nucleotides long. RefSeq lists its product as uncharacterized. The transcript is spliced from 2 exons. Gene Ontology annotation, cellular component: nucleolus; 90S preribosome. Gene Ontology annotation, biological process: endonucleolytic cleavage in ITS1 to separate SSU-rRNA from 5.8S rRNA and LSU-rRNA from tricistronic rRNA transcript (SSU-rRNA, 5.8S rRNA, LSU-rRNA). The coding region runs from base 1 to 1854 and encodes 617 amino acids. Lineage: Eukaryota; Fungi; Ascomycota; Dothideomycetes; Dothideales; Saccotheciaceae. The record is from RefSeq and is a predicted model, not a curated record.
AUGCCUCGCAAAAUGAAGAACAAGGCCGCCGUGCCUUCGGAAGAACAUCCUUCCAAGCGUACAAAGCUUUUCGACGACGAUGCCGCUUCAGACGACGACGCUGUUAACCUCACCAUCAACGAGGAGUUUGCCAAACGCUUCGAACACAACAAGAAGCGCGAGGAGAAGCAAAGACUCGAGGAGAAAUACGGAGACGAAGCCUCUGACGACGAGUCUUCUACCGACGAAGGCGAAGAUGAUGCCGCCGAAUUAGCCACUGCCGACCUGGACAACGAGAUCUUUGCGACUCUCAAUGCCAUCAAGAAGAAGGACCCUCGCGUUUACGACCCCAACGUUACUUUCUACACACCUUUCGAAGCCGACCAAGCCAACGCCGACGCUUCCAAGAAGGAAAAGCCCUUGUACUUGGCUGACUACCAUCGUCAAAAUCUCCUGAACGGCAACGCCCAGGUCGAUGAGGAUGAAGACGCUCCCCCACAGACAUAUGCUCAAGAGCAACAAGCUCUCAAGGAUGACCUGAUCAAUCAGAUGCAUGCCGCUGCUGAUGACCAGGAAGAAGGCGACGAUGAAGACGACUUCCUGGUCAGAAAGCCAGGUCAAACUCCUGCCGUCAAGGACACCGCCCGCCCGAAGAUUACCGAACGCGAUAUUCAGGUUGCCGACAAGGACCCAGAGACCUUCCUCUCCAAUUUCAUGCAAUCCCGCGCAUGGGUGCCUGAUGAGAAGUCACGUUUCGAUGAUGCUUUUGAUUCGGAUGACUCCGAGGACGAGAGACGCGCCGAGAUGUUCGAGUCAGCUUACAACAUGCGCUUCGAGGAUCCCGCAAAGGCCAAUGAGAAGCUCAUGACCUUUUCUCGUGAUGUCGCCAAACUGAGUGCUCGUAGAGAAGAGAAGAGCGGCAGAAAGAAGCAGCGUGAAAAGGAGCGUGAGAAGAAGGAGGCCGAGAAGCGCGAACGCACAGAAGACAAGGCCAGACUCAGAAAGCUCAAGAUCGACGAGGUUGAAGAGAAGGUCAAGAAGAUCAAAGAGGCUGCUGGCCUUAAGAAUCAAGCUCUCGAUCUUGGCGAGUGGAAGCAGGUCUUGGAUGAGGAUUGGGAUGACGACCAAUGGGAACAGGAAAUGAAACGUCGCUUCGGUGACAAUUACUACGCCGAUAAAGAUGGCAUCGUCGAAGAUGAUGCCGAGGAAGAAGAUGACGCGGAAAGCUCCAAAAAGCCCUCAAAGCCGAAAUGGGACGACGACAUCGACAUUGGUGAUCUCGUGCCAGAAUUUGACGAGGAGGCAGAGGCAGCCAAACUCAAAUCCGAGCUGGCCGGAUCAGAUGAGGAUGAGGAAGAGGAGGAUGAAAUGGCAGAGGACAACGAAGACGACAACAUCAUCGCUCCUGAUGGUGUCAAACGCAAGACCAAGAAGGACCGACUGAAGGAGGCUGCAGACAAGAGACGUGUGGCUCGCAAAGAACGCAUGGCCAUUGAAGAGCUUGUAGAUGCAGACUUGACAGCCGAUCUUCCUUCGACCAAGACGGCCGGCUUCCGUUAUCGCGAGACUUCACCAACCUCAUUCGGCUUGACGGCACGCGAUAUUCUCUUCGCCGACGACACUGCGCUGAACGAGUAUGCCGGUCUGAAGAAACUGGCAACGUGGCGUGAUGAUGACAAGAAGAAGAAGGACAAGAAGAAGCUCGGCAAGAAGGCCCGUCUACGACAAUGGCGCAAAGAGACGUUCGGCAACGAAGAUGGCUUUACAGGUGGCUUCAAGGAAUUCUUGGGCGAGGAGACACCGGCACAGGGCAAUGUUGACAGUCAAGGUGGAAGCAGAAAGAGAAGAGGAAAGAAGCGCAAGGCCGAAGCCUGA